AUCCGGCUAGCCAGUUAUGAAUUUUGAUACGUAAAUCCAGCCCAUCCCACGAUCGUGUCGGUGAUUGCUGGAUGUUAUAUUAUCGUGUGGCCUGUGCUACUGCCAUCUGUUAUCUUCAUUUUCAAACUUCACACACAUUAAGAAAGAAUCACGACAGCAAUUAAAUCAUGAGCCAGGCUCCGACCGAUCAUGAAAAGGUCUCGGAAACCAAACAGCCAACGUCGUCCACGGAGUCAACCCAACCGGCGACUCUCUCUUCUGAUUACGCUCCCUACCCGAAAUUAGACCCCAAGGACGUCGCUCCUCCACCGGAAAAUUGGACCACCGUUUCCAUGGCUUCGCAAUCGGAUCCCAGUCCGGACCCCGUCCCGAUCUCCAGCAGCGCUGCUACCACCAUGCCUGCUGAGUCCAACCCCUACGUUUCUCCGGCGCCAGUUCAAUCUUCUUCCGUCAAGAAUAAGAUGGAAUCAGUGAAAGACGUGUUGGGGAAAUGGGGAAAGAAAGCGGCGGACGACACUAAGAAGGCGAAAGAGAUAGCUGAGAACAUGUGGCAACACUUGAAAACUGGGCCGAGUUUUGCUGACGCUGCUGUAGGAAGAAUUGCUCAGACAACCAAAGUUAUUGCUGAUGGCGGUUAUGAGAAGAUCUUUCGGACAACAUUUGAGACUGUUCCUGAGGAACAGCUUCUGAAGACAUAUGCUUGCUACUUGUCCACCUCCGCUGGUCCUGUUAUUGGAGUUUUAUAUAUGUCAACCCAUAAGCUUGGUUUUUGCAGUGACAGUCCUCUGGCUUAUCAAGUUGGUGAUCAGACUCAAUAUAGCUAUUAUAAGGUGGUUAUCCCAUUACAUCAGCUGAGGGCAGUGAAUCCAUCAGCUAGCAAAGCCAACCCAGCUGAGAAAUACAUCCAGAUUAUAUCGGUUGACAACCAUGAAUUCUGGUUCAUGGGGUUCGUACACUACGACAGCGCAGUUAAAAAUCUUCAAGGAGCAUUGCAGUCCCGUGGCUCAUGAUGUGAUGUUAUCAAAACUCUACAGCCAUGUCCCAAAAGGUGAUUUGCAUUUUACUAGAUUGAUGUUGAUAAAAAUAUUGGAGCCAGAUUUGUAAUAAUCGGUAUAGCAUACGCAUAGGCUUUGUUUUAUAUUGCAUUUGUUUGGAGUGUCACUGUGGUAUUAUUCCUUUGGUUCCGAAACACAUUAAGAUGAGAGCUUGUUAAAUGGUUUGCUACUGGAAAUGUCAUUUUUAUACCGUUUUUCUUUUAA
Messenger RNA from Gossypium raimondii (Peruvian cotton), 1259 nucleotides. Its product is annotated as GEM-like protein 1. NCBI's taxonomy places the organism in Eukaryota, Viridiplantae, Streptophyta, Magnoliopsida, Malvales, Malvaceae. The transcript has 5 exons. The record is from RefSeq and is a predicted model, not a curated record. Bases 168 to 1010 code for a protein of 280 amino acids.